UCUUUCUCUGUACUUAGCACGGCAUUUAUUAUAUAUACCCUUCAGGGGGUUCAGCAGGUGUUAAGCAACAACAACCUAGCUAACUAACAAAAGAAACUAGGUGUUACAAAUACCAAUUUUUGUUUAAGACCAUUGUACUGAUUUGUCUAUAUUGGUUUAGAACUGGUGGCAUAGCUAACUAAUGGGAGUUACCUUACACUUGGUCAUUGGCAUAUUGGGAAAUGCAGCUUCUUUGCUUCUGUAUGCAGCACCAAUAUUAACAUUUAGAAGGGUAAUUACGAGGAAAAGUAUCGAAGAGUUUUCAUGUGUUCCAUACUCUAUUGCUUUGUUAAACUGUUUGUUGUAUACAUGGUAUGGUUUACCAGUAGUAAGCAAUAAGUGGGAGAAUUUCCCACUAAUCACCAUUAACGGUAUCGGAAUUCUACUCGAGUUCUCGUUCAUCUUUAUAUAUAUUUGGUUUGCUCCACCCAGAGCCAAGAAGAUGGUUUGUGUACUCUUAAUACAUGUGUUAAUGGUGUUCUGCAUCACUGCAUCUGUUUCCGCAUUUGCAUUAAAAUAUCAUCAUCACCGGAAAGUUUUGGUUGGAUGCGUAGGAUUAGUGGCCUCUGUAUCAAUGUAUGCUUCACCAUUAAUCGUCGUGAAACAAGUGAUCAGGACAAAAAGUGUGGAAUUCAUGCCAUUCUCUUUAUCUUUAUUCUCAUUCCUCGCAAGUUUACUUUGGAUGGCAUACGGAUUAGUAGGCCAUGAUCUUUUCCUCGCUUCUCCUAAUCUUGUGGGCUGUCCUCUGGGCUUGCUUCAGCUUGUCGUAUAUUUCAUUUAUAGAAACAAAACGAUACAAAGAGAAGAAGGAAAAACUAAAGAUUUAGAGAAAAAUGGACCAUUACAGCAUCAUGAACCUGGUAUGAUCAUUUGCAGCUGCAUUGGAAUAACGAGAAAUGAACGACAUAAAUAAUGUACACAAGAUUUGGGUUUCAUACUGUCUACCUGGACAAUUAUAUAUCUUAGGUGUAAAUUCAUAAAGCAAUGCUAGUUGCAUUUUCAUUAUUUAGGUACAAAUUAAUGUAAAAGGGUAUGUAAUCCUCUGUUAUUCUGAUUAAUAAAUAAAUAAUUUAAUUC
This is a messenger RNA of Papaver somniferum (opium poppy), 1116 nucleotides long. Its product is annotated as bidirectional sugar transporter SWEET3b-like. Lineage: Eukaryota; Viridiplantae; Streptophyta; Magnoliopsida; Ranunculales; Papaveraceae. Gene Ontology annotation, biological process: carbohydrate transport. Gene Ontology annotation, cellular component: membrane. The transcript is spliced from 6 exons. The record is from RefSeq and is a predicted model, not a curated record. Gene Ontology annotation, molecular function: sugar transmembrane transporter activity. The coding region runs from base 182 to 952 and encodes 256 amino acids.